AUGAUAGCUAUCUACAGCCACGUUGCCAUUUUCGACGGUCAAUAUAACACAUAUAUAUGGCCUUGUGUGGCGGUGUGGGCGCUGGAUCGGGUCAUGCGCAUCGGCCGCCUUGGAGUUUUGAACCUCUCCAAGCUUCAAGCCACUAUUAGAUAUAACAAAGACGCUGAUAGUAUCCACCUGACAGUUCCAGUUCACGGAAUCUCACGUCCUCGGGCCGGAUCAUACUAUUCUUUAUAUUCCGUCAAUGGACUAAAAUUUUGGGAAAGCCACCCAUUCACGUUGAUGUCGUGGAACGAGGUGGGGGCAAAACGAACAAAAGAUGCCGCUUUGAAACUCCGGUUUCUCGUCCGUCCGAACGAUGGUUUCACUGCUAGACUCCGCGACCAUGUAUCUCAAAAGACCUACACCCAUACUGAGAUUGGAACAUCGGAGGUAUCGAUCCGCAUUGCUGUAGAGGGGCCUUAUGGUCAUACCUUCAAUAUUUCCAACUAUCAAAACGUCCUCAUGAUAAUGGGAGGCACUGGAGUCACAGUGGCUUUGUCGUAUCUUUGUAUGAUCCGCGAUAUUGCCAUUGCCAACGAGAAGCCGGGUAUUUCAAUCCGCCGCGUUCAACUGGUUUGGGUAGUGCGUGAUAACCACAUGUUUGAAGAGGUGUACGAGAGUGAGUUGUUGCCACUAUGGACUCCGGAUAUAUUUCCAGGUGAAAUACAAUUUGAAAUCCACGUCUAUGUGGUUGAGAAUGGAAGUACCACACCGUCAAUCAAAGAUGACAGGGGUCUAAAAACGAAAACAUUCUCGAGCAAAUUUGCGAAAGAGGGCUACGCGGGCGAUACGGGCAAGAGUUGGACAAGGUCUCAUAUAGGCUCUAUGGGCGCUUCUAUAAGAUCCGAAGUAGGCUCUGCAUUAUAUCGAGAGCACUCAAAAAAAAUGAUUUGA
Messenger RNA from Talaromyces rugulosus, 936 nucleotides. RefSeq lists its product as uncharacterized. NCBI's taxonomy places the organism in Eukaryota, Fungi, Ascomycota, Eurotiomycetes, Eurotiales, Trichocomaceae. Gene Ontology annotation, cellular component: plasma membrane. The transcript has a single exon. The coding region runs from base 1 to 936 and encodes 311 amino acids. The record is from RefSeq and is a predicted model, not a curated record. Gene Ontology annotation, molecular function: ferric-chelate reductase activity. Gene Ontology annotation, biological process: intracellular iron ion homeostasis; copper ion import; iron ion transport.